CUCACCUGCACUUGAAAACGAGAGCCGCAGCAGCAGCCCGGUCUCUUCUCUUACGCCACCGGGACUGCCUGUCAGAGGCAGUGUCUACUGCGAUAAACCGUCACAUACGAGGAUCCACGACCACAAUCCAACAUGGUGAACUUCACUGUGGAUCAGAUCCGGGCCAUUAUGGACAAAAAGUCCAACAUCAGGAACAUGUCCGUGAUCGCCCAUGUGGAUCACGGGAAGUCCACGUUGACUGACUCGCUGGUGUCCAAGGCUGGGAUCAUAGCCUCGUCCCGGGCUGGGGAGACCCGCUUCACGGACACACGCAAAGACGAGCAGGAGCGCUGCAUCACUAUUAAAUCAACGGCCAUCUCCAUGUACUACGAGCUUGGAGAGAAUGACUUGGCAUUCAUCAAGCAGAGUAAAGACGGAAACGGCUUUCUCAUCAACCUGAUUGAUUCCCCAGGUCAUGUUGAUUUCUCCUCUGAGGUCACUGCUGCCCUCAGAGUCACUGAUGGUGCCUUGGUGGUGGUGGACUGUGUCUCAGGUGUGUGCGUCCAGACUGAGACCGUACUGCGGCAGGCCAUCGCUGAACGCAUUAAGCCAGUUCUGAUGAUGAACAAGAUGGACCGAGCCCUUCUAGAACUGCAGCUGGAGCCAGACGAGCUCUACCAGACGUUUCAGCGCAUCGUGGAGAACGUCAACGUCAUCAUCUCCACCUAUGGAGAAGAUGAAGGGGGCCCCAUGGGGAACAUCAUGAUCGAUCCUGUUAUCGGAACAGUUGGAUUCGGCUCCGGGCUCCACGGCUGGGCUUUCACAUUGAAGCAGUUCGCUGAAAUGUACGUAGCUAAAUUCGCAGCGAAAGGAGUCGCUCAGCUGGGGCCAGCAGAGAGGUGUAAAAAGGUGGAGGACAUGAUGAAGAAGCUAUGGGGAGAGAGAUAUUUUGACCCAAGUGCUGGCAAAUUCAGUAAGACAGCCUCCGGUCCUGACGGCCAGAAAUAUCCUCGGACCUUUUCUCAGCUUGUUUUGGAUCCCAUUUUUAAGGUGUUCGAUGCCAUCAUGAAUUUUAAAAAGGAAGAAACAGCCAAGCUAAUUGAAAAACUGGAUGUCAAACUGGACUCUGAGGACAAGGACAAGGAAGGGAAGCCUUUGCUGAAGGCUGUGAUGCGCCGCUGGCUUCCUGCUGGAGAGGCCUUGCUCCAGAUGAUCACAAUUCAUCUGCCCUCUCCUGUCACUGCACAGAAGUACCGCUGUGAGCUGCUCUACGAAGGACCGGGAGACGACGAGGCUGCCAUGGGUAUCAAGAACUGUGAUCCCAAGGCUCCUUUGAUGAUGUAUAUUUCUAAGAUGGUACCAACAAGCGACAAGGGGCGUUUCUACGCCUUUGGACGCGUGUUUUCUGGCUGUGUGUCCACAGGCCUGAAGGUGCGCAUCAUGGGGCCAAACUUCACGCCUGGAAAAAAGGAAGACCUGUACAUCAAACCUAUUCAGAGGACUAUUCUGAUGAUGGGUCGGUAUGUGGAGCCUAUUGAAGAUGUUCCAUGUGGUAACAUUGUGGGUCUAGUUGGAGUUGACCAGUUCUUGGUUAAGACUGGGACCAUCACCACCUAUGAACAAGCCCACAACAUGAGGGUGAUGAAGUUCAGUGUGAGUCCCGUGGUCAGAGUUGCGGUGGAGGCAAAAAACCCAGCCGACUUGCCCAAACUGGUUGAGGGCCUGAAGCGCCUUGCCAAGUCAGACCCUAUGGUGCAGUGCAUCAUCGAGGAGUCAGGAGAGCACAUCAUCGCCGGAGCAGGAGAGUUGCACCUGGAGAUCUGCCUCAAAGACCUGGAGGAGGACCAUGCCUGCAUUCCACUCAAGAAAUCCGACCCGGUGGUGUCUUACAGAGAGACAGUGACAGAGGAAUCAGAUCAGAUGUGUCUGUCUAAGUCGCCCAACAAGCACAAUCGACUCUUCAUGAAAUCCCGUCCGUUCCCAGAUGGCCUGGCUGAAGACAUUGAGAAAGGGGAUGUCACCGCUCGGCAGGAGCUCAAAGCUCGUGCACGUUACCUCGCCGAAAAAUACGAGUGGGAGGUGGCUGAAGCAAGGAAGAUCUGGUGUUUCGGUCCCGAUGGAACUGGUCCCAAUCUGCUGAUAGACAUAACAAAAGGAGUCCAGUACCUUAAUGAGAUCAAGGACAGUGUGGUGGCUGGUUUCCAGUGGGCAACCAAAGAGGGCGCACUGUGCGAAGAAAACAUGCGCGCAAUCAGGUUUGACAUCCAUGACGUCACACUGCAUGCAGAUGCUAUUCACCGCGGUGGAGGACAGAUUAUCCCCACUGCUCGCAGGGUCCUGUAUGCCUGCCAGCUCACAGCUCAGCCUCGCCUCAUGGAGCCAGUUUAUCUCGUGGAGAUACAGUGCCCAGAACAGGUGGUUGGUGGGAUCUAUGGUGUGUUGAACAGGAAGCGUGGGCACGUCUUUGAGGAGUCCCAAGUUAUGGGAACUCCCAUGUUUGUGGUGAAAGCCUACCUGCCAGUCAAUGAAUCCUUUGGUUUCACAGCCGACCUGCGCAGUAAUACUGGUGGCCAGGCCUUCCCUCAGUGUGUGUUUGACCACUGGCAGAUUCUCCAGGGAGACCCCAGCGACCCUACCAGCAAGCCCUUCCUAGUUGUUAGUGAAAUUAGGAAACGCAAGGGUCUGAAAGAGGGCAUCCCGGCCCUCGACAACUACUUGGACAAAUUGUAAACCCCCCGACUGCUGGAUCAUAAAAUACCAAAUCAACACAAAACCCCACCCCAUGGGCACUUUAAAAACCUUUGCACAGGCUUAAAGAUUCAUCACACAGUUUGUUUUUUGACUCGGAGCCCAGGGCAGAAUCAAAGCUUUAGCUGUAAGGUAGUGGAGCAGUGAUGCUUUUUUUGUCAUUUCAUAGCUACCGUACACCAAGUGCCUAGGGUGAGGGUUUUAGAAAACAUUUGGAUCAAAGCAGUAAUUCCUCAUUUCUUCUGUUCCUUCACUUCACCCCUCCUAUCUCCUUUCCUUCAACGUAUCUGCUAGGAUGGGCCUGUACAGUGCACUGUGAUACUGCUGCAAUAACGCUCAUAAAUGGAUCAUGGCCAGAUAUAAACCACAGAAGCCACAAAAAAGUGUUACAGAAGUAAACUGACUGAAGAGAGCUUUUGUUCAGUGGAUGUAAUGAAAUAAAAGAAAUAAAAUCAUGAUACAAAUGUGA
This is a messenger RNA of Girardinichthys multiradiatus, 3196 nucleotides long. Its product is annotated as elongation factor 2. Bases 133 to 2709 code for a protein of 858 amino acids. The record is from RefSeq and is a predicted model, not a curated record. Gene Ontology annotation, biological process: translational elongation. Gene Ontology annotation, molecular function: ribosome binding; GTPase activity; translation elongation factor activity. NCBI's taxonomy places the organism in Eukaryota, Metazoa, Chordata, Actinopteri, Cyprinodontiformes, Goodeidae. The transcript is spliced from 14 exons. Gene Ontology annotation, cellular component: ribonucleoprotein complex; cytosol.